AAACUCCCUGGACCUGCCCAGUACAUUAUGUCAGCUGUCAAUGACACCAAAUUCAACUCUGUAGUGUUCUUUCUCACUGGGAUACCUGGGCAGGAAGACAUCCAUCUCUGGAUUUCUAUCCCCUUCUGCUUCAUGUAUGCUAUUUCAAUAGUAGGAAAUUCAGUCAUUCUGUUCAUUAUAAAAACAGAUCCAAGCCUCCACGAGCCUAUGUACAUUUUCCUUUCCAUGUUGGCCAUCGCAGACCUUGGCUUAUUGAUAGCCACCAUGCCGACGAUACUGGGAAUAUACUUGUUUAACUCUAGGGAGAUCAGCCUGGAUGCCUGUUUUACCCAGCUGCUCUUCAUCCCCUCACUUCAAUGCAUUGAAUCCUCCGUGCUCUUGUUGAUGGCCUUUGACCGCUUCAUCGCGAUCUGUUACCCACUGAGAUAUGCUUCUAUCUUAACCCUGCCAAGAAUAGGCAAGAUGGGACUGGUGUGUGUGUUAAGAGGAGUGGCUGUAACUCUCCCACUCCCCAUUCUCCUGAAACGGUUCCGAUACUGUCGAGACAAUGUCGUCUCCCAUUCGUACUGCGUGCACAAUGAGGUCAUGAAGAUGGCUUGUUCAGAUAUCACAGUCAAUAACAUCUAUGGCUUGUUUACUAAACUCUUAACGAUGGGAUUGGACUCGCUGCUUAUCUUUCUCUCUUAUGUGAUGAUCCUCAAAAUAGUGCUAAGCAUCACGUCCCACACAGAGUGUCUCAGGGCCCUGAACACCUGCGUCUCCCACCUCUGCGCCGUCCUGCUCUUCUACACACCAGCAAUCGGAUUGUCUGUGAUACACAGAUUCAGGGAGGGCUCUUCUCCCAUGCCUGAGAUUAUCCUGGGCUACAUCUCUAUGCUGGUCCCACCCCUGAUGAACCCAAUUGUGUACAGUGUGAAAAGCAAACACCUUCGUGUGAGGAUAAUCAGAGUGUUCAUCAAAUGA
Messenger RNA from Caretta caretta (loggerhead turtle), 963 nucleotides. RefSeq names its product olfactory receptor 51G2-like. Gene Ontology annotation, cellular component: plasma membrane. Gene Ontology annotation, molecular function: olfactory receptor activity; G protein-coupled receptor activity. Lineage: Eukaryota; Metazoa; Chordata; Testudines; Cheloniidae. The record is from RefSeq and is a predicted model, not a curated record. Gene Ontology annotation, biological process: G protein-coupled receptor signaling pathway.